AUGUUUCAAGUUGGAUGGUAUAUGAACACACCAACAGACUUAAAGAAGUCAAAGCAGAAGCCAACUCUCAGAUGGGUUACUGUUAACGAAUAUUGGCUUGAAAUAUCUGUAAAACCCCUCGAACCUCCACUUAUCACUAUUCACUUAGGAUUCGUAAACUUUAGACCUGGAAAUGCAGAAGAUGCACUUCCUAUUAACUCACUUGUUUUAAAUACAUUUGGUCCAAUUGGAGAAUGGCAAAUUUUUAUUUCAACUAAUAAUCGAUUCGAAAUUUUAGAUUUUUACGAGGCCCUCGUUAAAGGAAGAGACUGCUGGAACACAUUUUUAUCCAGCGAUCAGCAGGUAACAACUUUUGAAUCCUCAUUUAAGGAUAAAAACAUUGGGUUCCUUGGCGGACGCAGCGUCGAAUGCAAUUUGUCUCCUUCGGGAUUUAAGACAAUGCGAUCACAAACAGAAUCAACUCUCUUUAAGUACUCAGAUGUAGUUUAUUUACGCCCAGUUAGAUUCGAUACAAGGCAAGGAGCAUGCUUUGAGAUGGUUGUAAAAGCUUCUAAGCAGCAAAGAUCUGAUCUCCUCUUCCAAUGUCAUGAUCAUGCGGAAAUGAAGAAAUUUAUUACGAUUUUCCUUUACAACUUAAAUCAAAUCGGUUCUGAUUUAAGUACUCAAUCUGGAAGCUCAAAUUAUCAGCAAGAAAAGCUAUCAACGCCAUCAGCUCCAUCUUCAAGCUGA
Trichomonas vaginalis G3 is the source of this 729-nucleotide messenger RNA. RefSeq lists its product as uncharacterized. The record is from RefSeq and is a predicted model, not a curated record. Bases 1 to 729 code for a protein of 242 amino acids. Lineage: Eukaryota; Parabasalia; Trichomonadida; Trichomonadidae. The transcript has a single exon.